Plectropomus leopardus (leopard coralgrouper) is the source of this 879-nucleotide messenger RNA. Its product is annotated as homeobox protein HMX3-like. Gene Ontology annotation, biological process: regulation of transcription by RNA polymerase II. Gene Ontology annotation, cellular component: nucleus. Gene Ontology annotation, molecular function: RNA polymerase II transcription regulatory region sequence-specific DNA binding; DNA-binding transcription factor activity, RNA polymerase II-specific. NCBI's taxonomy places the organism in Eukaryota, Metazoa, Chordata, Actinopteri, Perciformes, Serranidae. The record is from RefSeq and is a predicted model, not a curated record.
AUGUUAGAUAAACAAGACAAUAAGGUUCACAGGUCGAAGCCGAGGAGCAAUGGUGCUCGGAGCGUCCGGGGACGUCGUCGUCGGUGUUUCGGGACUCUCGGAGGAGCGGAUGAAAUGCCGGGGAACAUGAGCAAAGAGGACGCCCCGGGUCGGAGCGCUUCUUUGACGUUCACCAUCGACAACAUCCUGAACCUGAAGCAGCGGGACGGCGGAGACUCGGACGCGUCCAAGGGACAGCAGAGGGACAGUGGAUGUAAGGAUGGGUUGCAAGCGCGCUAUGAGGCUGUGUGGGACGUCCGGAGUAGGCAUGACAGCGGAUCAGAACAGACAGCGCAAACGAAGCCCAGAGUCCACCGUCCGGACCACGGGGAAAACGAACCUCCGCUGAUCGCUAACUCCUGUCCCGGGGCGCACAGCGCGCUCACCGCCGAGGACACAUCCGAGAAGCAGCUGCAGGAGGAGGCAACCGCGGACUCUAAAGCUAUGGUCAAAAAGAAAACGCGCACCAUCUUCUCCAAGAGACAGAUAUUUCAGCUGGAGGCGACUUUUGACAUGAAGAGGUAUCUGAGCAGCUCGGAGAGAGCGUGCCUCGCCAGCUCCCUGCAGCUCACCGAGACCCAGGUCAAAAUCUGGUUUCAGAACCGCCGCAACAAGCUCAAGAGACAGCUAUCCACGGACAUGGAGGGGCCGCUGGCCGCAGAGCACCUCUCAGAGGCGGCCAAAAAUGUGCAAUUACCGACUUUUUACAAAGACAGCAGCCUGCUGGGCGGAUGUUUGUUACCCAUGCCUUUCCCUGUCGUGUACCCGACUGCGACCGCUGCGCCUUACAUCUACUUUUCCAACACUGGCAAAUAUUUCGGCCUGUUUGAUGCAGACUGA